Molecule: messenger RNA, 2001 nt
Organism: Terrapene triunguis (Three-toed box turtle)
Lineage: Eukaryota; Metazoa; Chordata; Testudines; Emydidae
Gene: MAK
Product: male germ cell associated kinase
Exons: 13
Coding region: 223-2001 (592 amino acids)
Biological process (GO): intracellular signal transduction; cilium assembly; protein phosphorylation
Cellular component (GO): cilium; nucleus; cytoplasm
Molecular function (GO): protein serine/threonine kinase activity; ATP binding
Source: RefSeq, a predicted model, not a curated record
GCAUUAUUCCCUUCCUUGUUACUUUAUUUCUGGAUCUCAAAGUGGUUAUAAUCCUGAGGAAGAAGACCAAAUGUCUUAAUAAAUUAUGGCAAACAAUCCAUUGAUAUAACAACAUCAUUCUGGAAAAACAAAAAUUUGUUUUAAAAAAAUUGGGUGUAAAAAUCCUCAAUAAAAGGAGACAUUUAAAGUUUUCAAGGCUUUCAGCAAUCCAGGUCUUACAAAAUGAACCGUUACACAACCAUGAAACAACUUGGCGACGGCACCUAUGGCAGUGUACUCAUGGGAAAGAGCAAUGAGUCAGGCGAGCUUGUGGCUAUCAAAAGGAUGAAAAGAAAGUUCUAUUCUUGGGAUGAAUGUAUGAAUUUGAGAGAAGUCAAGUCUCUUAAGAAGCUGAAUCACGCUAAUGUGAUAAAACUGAAAGAAGUUAUCAGAGAAAAUGACCAUCUUUAUUUUGUGUUUGAGUAUAUGAAGGAAAAUCUCUAUCAGUUAAUGAAGGACAGAAACAAGUUGUUCCCUGAGUCAGUCAUCAGAAACAUUAUGUAUCAAAUAUUACAAGGGCUAGCUUUUAUCCAUAAGCACGGUUUUUUCCAUCGGGAUAUGAAGCCUGAAAACCUUCUCUGUAUGGGUCCAGAGCUUGUGAAAAUAGCUGAUUUUGGAUUGGCUAGAGAACUAAGAUCUCAACCACCAUACACAGAUUAUGUUUCUACCAGAUGGUACCGUGCGCCUGAAGUUUUGUUGAGAUCUUCUGUUUAUAGCUCUCCUAUUGAUAUAUGGGCUGUUGGUAGCAUAAUGGCUGAACUGUACACGCUGAGACCUCUUUUCCCAGGGACAAGCGAAGUAGAUGAAAUCUUCAAAAUUUGCCAAGUAUUAGGGACUCCAAAGAAGAGUGACUGGCCAGAAGGGUACCAGCUUGCGUCUGCCAUGAAUUUCCGCUUCCCACAAUGUAUCUCUAUGCACCUCAAAACUCUCAUUCCAAAUGCCAGCAAUGAGGCAAUACAGCUUAUGACUGAUAUGCUAAACUGGGAUCCAAAGAAACGACCUACAGCAAGUCAGGCUUUGAAAUACCCUUAUUUUCAAGUUGGCCAAGUUUUAGGACCUCCUCCACAAUAUUUGGAACAGAAACAAUUUGUUAUUAAACCUGUUCAGCCAACAGAGCCAAAGCCAAAUCUACCGAAAUUAGAACCUGUAUCAAAACUAGAAUCUGUAUCCAAGCCAGAAUCUCAGUCUUCACCUGAUGCACUUGACGAGACUCAGCCACAACUUCCGUCAAAGAUUAACCACCAACCUCUCCAGCAAAUCCAGCUGUCACAGAAUACAACUAACCAACAACUACCCCAACAGCAGCAGCCACAACCACUUCUUCCAGCCAUCAAUAAAAAUUCAUCACCAAAGCAAGCAAUCACAGGCCUUCAAAAUGGUGCAGUUGGUCUUAAAAAUUGCAGGAGACGAUGGGGUCAGACUCUGUUAAAGACUAUGGACAGUUGGGAUGACUUGGAGGACACAGAAUUUGGAAUUUCAUAUUCCAAGAAGCCCAGCAUUUCACAGUUAAAGGAAAAGAAAACAAAAGAGUUUUUGUUUAGCAUGCCAGAGCCAAAGGCCUUGGGCUGUAUCCAAUCAGGAGGGGAAAGCAAAGCUCUGAUGCGAAAUGACUCUGGAAUAUCAAAUACAUCAGCAAAACAAUACUACCUGAGACAAUCAAGAUAUCUUCCUGGUGUAAACCCCAAGAAUGUCUCCUUAGUAGCAGCCAGUAAAGAAGGCUCUCAAGGAAUCUGGAACAAUUCAUUGUUUUCUAAACCACUAGGGCCUACUGGAGGAGGUCUGUCUUUUAACAGAACGAAUGCAGGUGCUGCUUACAACCCAUCUGGAGGAUAUAUCCCUUCCUUUCAUAAAAAAGAAGUUGGAUCAGCUGGACAAAGGAUACAACUAGCUCCUCUUGGUGCAUCAGCAUCAGGUUGGAAAAGGGAGCUACUCACAGGAGAACGUAUGGCUGCAAAUUUUUGA